UUGAAGGCGGGAACUUGAAGGAGAAGACGAACUGUAAGCUCUCUCUCUCUCUCUCUCUAUGUGUUAAUCCCUAGAGACACGGAGACCUUUCUCAUCUCGAGAGGAAGAAGCUCUAGGCAGGCUCAGCUCAAUUUCAUCCUCCUUCACUCAGAAAUUGCCGUGCUUCCAUUGAAAUGGGCAUUAAGGGUUUAACGAAGCUGCUGGCGGACAAUGCCCCUAAGGCCAUGAAGGAGCAGAAGUUCGAGAGCUACUUCGGCAGGAAGAUCGCCAUUGACGCCAGCAUGAGCAUCUACCAGUUCCUCAUUGUGGUGGGACGAAGCGGUACGGAAAUGUUGACUAAUGAGGCUGGUGAAGUUACCAGUCAUCUGCAAGGGAUGUUCAGUCGGACGAUUCGGCUUUUGGAAGCUGGAAUAAAGCCGGUCUACGUAUUUGACGGGAAGCCUCCUGAAAUGAAGAAGCAAGAGCUCGCCAAACGUUUUUCAAAGAGAGCAGAUGCCACUGAGGAUUUGGCUACAGCAAUCGAAACUGGCAACAAGGAAGACAUUGAAAAGUUCAGCAAAAGAACAGUGAAGGUGACAAAGCAGCAUAAUGAAGACUGCCAAAAACUUUUAAGACUCAUGGGUGUACCGGUCGUUGAGGCUCCGUCGGAGGCAGAGGCUCAGUGUGCUGCACUUUGCAAAGCAGGAAAGGUUUAUGCAGUGGCUUCUGAAGACAUGGAUUCCCUUACUUUUGGAGCUCCCAGAUUUCUCCGCCACUUAAUGGACCCUAGCUCAAGAAAAGUCCCUGUCAUGGAAUUCGAGGUUUCCAAGAUCCUGGAGGAGUUGAAUCUCAGUAUGGAGCAAUUCGUUGACUUGUGCAUUCUGUCCGGAUGUGACUAUUGUGACAGCAUUCGAGGCAUUGGGGGACAAACAGCUUUGAAGCUCAUCAGACAACAUGGCUCUAUAGAAAGUGUAUUAGAGAACAUUAAUAGGGAGAGGUAUCAAAUACCAGAUGAUUGGCCAUAUGUGGAGGCUCGGCAGCUUUUCAAAGAACCUUGUGUCUUUACUGAAGAAGAUGAACCCGAGAUCAAAUGGUCUGCUCCUGAUGAAGAGGGUUUGAUUGCUUUUCUGGUGAAUGAGAACGGGUUCAACAGUGACAGAGUGACAAAGGCAAUCGAGAAAAUUAAAGCUGCUAAGAACAAGUCAUCACAGGGCAGGUUAGAGUCAUUCUUUAAGCCCGCUGCAAAGACAACUUCAAUUGUAAAACGUAAGGGAAGCAAGUGCAUUCUUCGAACUCUCAAAUCGGAAAUCAAGCCUAAGGUGUUCUCUUUGCAAGUCUGUAUAAUUUCCCAUCCCAAGAUCCUUGGCCCAGUUAACGUUGGAACCAUAGAUUCAGGAUUGAAGUGCUCCCAAUUUCCUGCUAGAGGUGCCUUCCUAGGUGCAUGGAGCUGAAAACCCCAUGGACACACCCGAGAAUACUGCUAAGGAAGCCAGUAACAAGAAGUCAAAGGCUGCUGGUGCUAAGAAGAAGAAAUAGAUAGUUCAAUGUCCGGGAAAACACCGGGGAUGUUAAUUCAGGAGCCAUCAACUGUAUCAAAUCAAGGUGAGGUGCAUUAAUUCAUUCGGUAGUUCUUAAAUUAUUAGACCAUUCAUGUAGGUUUCUAUAGCCUGCAAACUUCCUGGAAGUUUGGGAUAGUGAAGCGAGGGUACUUGGCGAUUGUUUCUCAAGGUUAUGCAAUGUAAUGAACGGUUCCUUGCAGAAUUUCUUGCUUCGAUAUUAUUGUUGUCACGGGAGAUACAAGUGUCGCUCCCGAAACUAUCAAACUAACAAUGUUGAUUCAAAUUAUGGUUGGGAAAAGGUAGCUUGCCACGAUCCUCC
Molecule: messenger RNA, 1857 nt
Organism: Punica granatum (pomegranate)
Lineage: Eukaryota; Viridiplantae; Streptophyta; Magnoliopsida; Myrtales; Lythraceae
Source: RefSeq, a predicted model, not a curated record